Sorex fumeus (smoky shrew) is the source of this 945-nucleotide messenger RNA. RefSeq names its product olfactory receptor-like protein DTMT. NCBI's taxonomy places the organism in Eukaryota, Metazoa, Chordata, Mammalia, Eulipotyphla, Soricidae. Gene Ontology annotation, biological process: G protein-coupled receptor signaling pathway. Gene Ontology annotation, cellular component: membrane. Bases 1 to 945 code for a protein of 314 amino acids. The transcript has a single exon. The record is from RefSeq and is a predicted model, not a curated record. Gene Ontology annotation, molecular function: olfactory receptor activity; G protein-coupled receptor activity.
AUGGAAAACCAAACCAUCAUCUCAGAAUUCCUCCUCCUGGGUCUGCCCAUUCAACCAGAUCAGCGAGACCUGUUUUAUGCCCUGUUCCUGGCCAUGUAUCUUACUACUGUCUUGGGAAAUCUCCUUAUCGUCAUCCUCAUUUGUCUGGACUCACAUCUGCAUACACCUAUGUAUUUUUUUCUCAGCAAUUUAUCUUUCUCUGACUUCUGUUUUUCUUCUGUGACCAUCCCCAAAUUAUUAGAGAACAUGCAGAGCCAGGUCCCAUCCAUUCCCUAUGCUGGCUGCCUGACUCAAAUGUACUUUUUCCUACUUUUUGCAGAUGUGGAGAGUUUCCUUCUUGUGGUCAUGGCCUAUGACCGCUAUGUGGCCAUCUGCUUCCCACUGCACUAUACUACCAUCAUGAGCCCCAAGCUUUGUCUGUCUCUGAUGGUGCUAUCCUGGGUGUUGACUACUGUCAUUUCCUUGUUGCACACCCUGCUUAUGGCUCGGUUGUCUUUCUGUGCUGAUAAUGUGAUCCCCCACUUUUUCUGUGACAUGUCGGCUCUACUAAAGUUGGCCUGCUCUGACAUUCAGAUAAAUGAAAUGAUGAUAUUUAUCUUUGGAGGUCUUGUCAUUAUUGUUCCUUUCUUGUUAAUUUUUUCAUCCUAUGCACGAAUUGUCUCCUCCAUCCUCAAAGUUCCUUCUGCCAGGGGUAUUCGCAAAGCUUUCUCCACUUGUAGCUCCCACCUCUCUGUGGUGUCCCUCUUCUAUGGGACCAUAUUUGGCCUCUACCUGUGCCCUUCAGCAAACAAUUCUACUGUUAAAGAGACUGUCAUGGCUGUCAUGUACACUGUGGUGACUCCUAUGCUGAACCCCUUUAUUUAUAGCCUGAGGAAUCAGGACAUAAAGGGAGCUUUGAGAAGAGUCUUUUCAAAGAGGACAAGUCAUUUUUCUUUGGGACAGUGA